This is a messenger RNA of Lotus japonicus, 1784 nucleotides long. Its product is annotated as transcription factor TCP17-like. Bases 354 to 1484 code for a protein of 376 amino acids. NCBI's taxonomy places the organism in Eukaryota, Viridiplantae, Streptophyta, Magnoliopsida, Fabales, Fabaceae. The record is from RefSeq and is a predicted model, not a curated record. The transcript has 2 exons. Gene Ontology annotation, cellular component: nucleus. Gene Ontology annotation, molecular function: DNA-binding transcription factor activity; sequence-specific DNA binding.
CAUGCGCCAUUGCUUUAUCUUUCAGUGUUGGCGUGGUUUGAUUCAAUUCCAGCAUCUUCUCCUUUUUCCAAGCUCCGGUUCAACUUCUUCACCAAGUUCUUUACUCUGCAAAUAUAUCAAGGCCAAACCAAGCUUGGAAAAAUGUUCAAAUUUUGUUCUACCUUGGUAUCCAAAAACACAGUGCAAAUUCCAUCCUUCUUUCUGCCUUAAGGUGAAUAUAUGAUAUCUAGACACAACCAGCAAUCCAAAAAGCUUAAAAAGAAUUCACCAGUUUCAUUGCUGAUGAUGGAGCAGAAACUUAACCAUCCAACAAAAGUGGAAGGACAAAAUUCUGCACCACCAAACAAUCAACAAUGAGAGACACACAAGAUGAUUAUAAGAUCCCAAAAGAAGCAGAUAAUAUUCCACUGAAACUGGAGGGUCAUUCAAGUGAUGAUCAUGAAAAACCAAAGCCUCCAUCAGCAUCAACAUCACCAGCACAAUGGUCAAGGCUUAAGGAUCCAAGGAUUGUUAGAGUUUCCAGAGCCUUUGGAGGAAAAGACAGGCACAGCAAGGUUUGCACAAUAAGAGGGUUAAGAGACAGGCGGGUGAGGCUAUCAGUGCCAACAGCUAUUCAAUUAUAUGACCUUCAAGACAGGCUAGGGCUCAACCAACCAAGCAAGGUUGUUGAUUGGUUGCUCAAUGUAGCUAAGCAUGAAAUUGAUGAACUCCCACCACUCCCAAAUUUUCCACAACCAGGCAACUUCACUUUUAGUGGCUAUCCAUCUUCUCUUAUUACUCCUCAUCAUCAUGAAGCUAACACCGCAUCUCAGAGUAAUGAACAACUACAGUUUCAUGAACGGGAAGGAACAUCUGUCAGAGGCCAAAAAAUGAGUAAGGAACAACUUUUCAACAUCAAUAGAAGUGGGAAUGUUGACCAGUGGGAAGGUUCAAGCCAAAAUUCUAUGUGGAAAUUGAAGGCUAAAGAAGUUUCAGAAGAAUUGGUCACUGAUAAAGAAAAUUGGAUGAAUAAGCAAGGAAGCAACAACAAUGAAGGUGGUAGUGCACAUGUUUUACCAAAUAAUUUACAAAGAGCCAAUCAUUAUCCUUCAUUCCUUGGCUUGUUGAAUAAUAUGCCACUUGGCUAUGCCUAUAACCAAUGGGAGAAUUCAGGUGGUGUUAAUUCUCAACUGGGAGGAAACCAUGGAUUUUCAAACCAAACAAACAUUAGUGUUGUGCCUUUCCCAUCAACAUUGGCUUUGUCAACUGGGAAUUCUCAAAUUUCACAGUCCUAUAUUCCUUCACAUGUUACAGCAAUGGAUGUGGAUCAAAGGCAAAUCAACCACUAUCAGAUGUUAAGUUUGAGUUCUCAAAAUCUGUUAGUGAAUAAUUCUCUCAAUCCAUCUUUCAGCUUGGCUAUGAUGACUCCUAGGCUUCUCCAUUCUCCCAACAGCAAUGAAAACCCAUCAUCAUCACAUAGAGACCAAGAUUUCACUUCCAAGUAACAAAGGUUAUCUAAAUUCUAGCUCUUCUAGAUGAGAACGUUUUUCCUUGAUUUAGUUACUAGAUAAUCCACUUUAUGGCGGGAUUUGAAUAAAUAUUUUGUUUGAGAAUGCAUAUGUUUUGAUUUAGCUACUGUUUUCUCUUGCUAUUAUAGGUUGCCCUUGAAUUUCCCUUUAGUUUGAAUACAUAUUCCAUAUGCAGUGAAUGGCUUUCUAAUCGUAGGAAGAUUCUGCUCUCCUAUAUGUAAUAACUUCGACAUAUGUAGAUCUGUUUACUCUCAUGCAAUGAAAUUUUUUCAAUCA